AUGGAUACACCUGGCCAGGAAAAAGGAAUGUCGCUUUUCGACAGGAAUUCCAUGAUGAAGAAUCUCGAAGAGAAGGGCUACACAGUUGUGCCCGGUGUCCUGUCCUCAGAAAAGUGUGACGAUUUGAUUGGUCAGAUAAGACAAUGGCUGGACAAGUUUGUUGACGAUUCGCCAUUGGACCCACGCUUGUCCCUCACGCAACAAUACAGAGUGUCCGCCUCUCCUGUGGCGUGGGAAGUCCGCCUCAAGGCCAAACCUGUAUUCGCAAAAAUAUGGGGAACAGAUAAACUUCUGUCGAGCAUGGACGGAAUGGCGAUUGGAGAGCCCCCGGAACUUGGUAAUACUAGAUUCAACAAAAAAGGCGAAAAUUGGUUUCAUUUUGACCAGGGUAGUUGGCGAAUAGGAUUGCAUGCUUUCCAAGGAGCGGUGUACUUGGAAGAAACAACAGAAGAGGAUUAUUGCUUCCGGGUCAUCGAGGGGUCAUGCAGAGUUCAUAGAGAAUUCCUUGACACAUUCACAGAAGCCGAAGAAGACUCAGCCGGUGAGGAUUUUUACAUGUUGAAACCAGAAUUCGUAGAAUGGUACAAAAAUAAAGGUCUCAGAGAAAAAAAGGUUCCUGUCCCGAAAGGUGGCAUGGUUAUUUGGGACUCAAGAACGGUCCACGAUAACGUUAAACCGGAAAUGGGUCGUCUCCAUUCCGAUAGGUGGCGUUUUGUCACAUUUGUCUGUAUGACUCCAGCAAUAUGGACAAGCAAGAAGGAUUUAGAUUUAAAGAAAGAGGCAUUUGAAAAGAUGGUUGCCACAGCUCAUUGGCCAUCACAGGGAGUAUGGAUAUUUGCGAGCACUUCCGAAUGUAGCAAGACCAAGCAUAAAAGUCAGAUCGAAAUGGUUGAUGAAAUACCGGAAAUUGCCAAAACAAAGGAAGUUCGACUCCUUGUUGGUCUUGAUGAAUAUGAUUUUGAGGACGGGCUUCCCAAUGACCUUGGAUGGAAACCACAGUGGUCGAAAAAGGCUGAUCGACAGGUCAAAAGCAGCGCUGCAUUUAGUUAA
This is a messenger RNA of Ylistrum balloti, 1050 nucleotides long. RefSeq lists its product as uncharacterized. Lineage: Eukaryota; Metazoa; Mollusca; Bivalvia; Pectinida; Pectinidae. The record is from RefSeq and is a predicted model, not a curated record. The transcript has 4 exons. Bases 1 to 1050 code for a protein of 349 amino acids.